This is a messenger RNA of Brassica napus (rape), 2780 nucleotides long. RefSeq names its product protein PHOX4. The coding region runs from base 169 to 2343 and encodes 724 amino acids. The record is from RefSeq and is a predicted model, not a curated record. The transcript has 3 exons. NCBI's taxonomy places the organism in Eukaryota, Viridiplantae, Streptophyta, Magnoliopsida, Brassicales, Brassicaceae. Gene Ontology annotation, molecular function: protein binding.
UUAUUUAUUUAUUAAAAAACACUAUUUUAUUGGGUGGAUUAGGGUUCACUCCAUCUCUCUCGUGUCGUGUCUUCUCUUUGUUUGAAUUAUCAACAUUUGUUUCAUUAAACGCUUCUCCUCCUUACAACAAGUCAACACCUUUUCGAAUCCUCUCUCUUUGAUUCCUUAAUGGGAAAGCCAACGGCUAAGAAGACGCCAAAGGAUGCUUCCGGUGGCGGUGGAGGCAAGUCAGGUGGUAAAGCCAACCACCGCUCCGCUUCAAGAGCCUUCGACGAAGACAUGGAGAUAUUCAUUAACCGAGCAGCCGAGCUCAAAGAAGAAGGCAACAAGCUCUUCCAAAAGCGCGACAACGAAGGAGCGAUGCUGUGCUACGACAAAGCCGUGAAGCUUCUACCCAAAGACCACAUCGAUGUAGCGUAUCUUCGAACCAGCAUGGCCUCUUGCUAUAUGCAGAUGGGGUUAGGCGAGUACCCUAACGCGAUUAGCGAAUGCAAUUCGGCUCUCGAGGCUUCUCCUAGGUACAGCAGGGCCUUGCUGAGGCGCGCUCGCUGCUACGAGGCUUUGAACAAGCUGGAUUACGCGUUUAGGGAUGCUAGGAUUGUGCUGAACAUGGAGCCUGAGAACGUGAAUGCGAAUGAGGUGUUUGAUAGGGUUAAGAAGGCGUUGGUUGAUAAAGGUGUCGAUGUGGAGGAGAUGGAGCAGAGCUUUGUGGAUGUGAUGCCUCUUGGCACUGCUCGUUUGAAGAAGGUUGUGAAGAAGAGUAAGAAGAAGAAGAAAGAAGAUGAAGUUAAAGGGAAUAGAGCUAUUGUUGAGAGUCCAAAGGCUAUCAUAGCAGAGACAAAGGAGGAGAAGAAGAAAACUACUUUCAAGAAACAGAAAAAGAAGAGUGGUAAUAAGGGAGGAGAUGACAAGGUUGUUGUAAUGGACAAAGAGGUCAUUGCCUCUGAGAUUGUCCAAGGAGGAAAAGAAGAGACAACGGUUACUAGGACGGUUAAGUUGGUUCACGGAGAUGAUAUAAGGUGGGCGCAGUUACCGUUGGAUUCUAGUAUUAGACUUGUGAGAGACGUAACCAAGGAUCGGUUUCCUUCUCUAAAAGGGUUCUUGAUUAAGUAUAAGGACACAGAAGGUGAUUUGGUUACUAUCACCACAUCAGAUGAGCUGAAGCUCGCUGCUUCUAAUCAUGAUAAGCUCGCUUCCCUUAGAUUAUACAUAGCAGAAGCUAGCCCUGACCAAGAACCAAGUUAUGAUGGUGCUGAAAAGGAUGUGAAGAGAGUGAGCAGCGUUGCGGAUAGUGGAAGUGUUGGAGAGUCUUCGUGCUUUGAGAACUGGAUCUUUCAGUUUGCGCAGCUCUUCAAGAACCAUGUGGGGUUUGACUCUGACUCUUACUUGGACCUACAUGACCUUGGGAUGAAGCUUUACACAGAAGCGAUGGAAGACGCUGUAACCGGCGAAGAAGCGCAAGUGCUCUUUGAGAUAGCAGCUGAUAAGUUCCAAGAAAUGGCUGCGCUAGCUAUGUUCAACUGGGGGAACGUCCACAUGUCUAAAGCCAGGAAGCAAGUCUCUUUCCCCGAAGAUGCUUCGAGGGAAGCUGUACUAGAAGCGGUUGAAGCUGCGUUUGUGUGGACGAGAAACGAGUACAACAAAGCUGCUAAGAGAUAUGAAGAAGCGGUUAAGAUUAAACCUGAUUUCUACGAAGCUCUCAUCGCGCUUGGACAAGAGCAGUUUGAACAAGCAAAGCUUUUGUGGUACCAUGCGCUCAAAGGGAAGGUGGACAUAGAGAGUGAGGUGUCUCAGGAGGUUCUUAUGCUUUACAACAAAGCUGAGGAUAGCAUGGAGAGAGGGAUGCAGAUUUGGGAAGAGAUGGAAGAGCGUCGUUUAAACGGAAUCUCAAAGCUGGAUAUGCAGAGAGCGCUGCUGCAUAAGAUGCAGCUGGAUGGGUGGUGUAGAGAAGGUGCAGAUGAAGAGACGGUUGAGCAGACGGCUAAUAUGAGUUCACAGAUUAAUCUCUUGUGGGGCUCCAUCUUAUAUGAACGGUCUAUAGUGGAGUAUAAGCUGGGGCUAACGACUUGGGAGGAAUGUUUAGAGGUUGCAGUUGAGAAAUUUGAACUAGCUGGAGCUUCUGCGACUGAUAUAGCUGUGAUGGUGAAGAAUCAUUGUUCAAGCGAGAGUGCACUUGAAGGUAUGGGGUUCAAGAUUGAUGAGAUAGUACAGGCGUGGAAUGAGAUGUAUGAUGCUAAAAGAUGGCAGAUGGGUGUGCCAUCUUUCCGGCUAGAACCGAUGUUCCGGAGACGAGCGCCAAAACUGCAUGAUAUCUUGGAAAAUGUAUUUUCUGAGUCUGCUUGAGGAAAUAUUCUUCUCAUAUGUUAUCAUUAGGCACUUUGUUUGUUUGGGAGUAGUGUUCUCCCUUUUGAUUUUUUGUGUGGUGGAUAUCGAUCUCCACGGGAUAUACUCUUGGCUUCUGCGGUAUUCAUAUGUGGUGGCUGAGAAUGAUUGGGAUCCAGUCAAGAGAAGAAGGUUAUAAAUGGUGAUAACUCUCUUCUCUUCAGAUUUGAUACAACAUAUUGGUUGUUUGUUCUUUUUGUUAUGUUUGGUUCUAUACCAUAGCUGUGUAAUCAUUCUUGUUCACUGUUGAUUUGGAUUAGUGUCUUUAAAUUGGUGAUUGUUGUAUGAAUGUUUGUACCUUUACUUCAGGUUUAUUUUUAUUUUUUUGGUCAAAUACUUCAGAUUGUGCUAUCUUCAGAAGAAAAAGAAUAAUGGAUAUUUCAGAUUUGGCAGAUGUA